Messenger RNA from Dermochelys coriacea (leatherback sea turtle), 3425 nucleotides. It is a transcript of the gene GLDC, whose product is annotated as glycine decarboxylase. Gene Ontology annotation, molecular function: pyridoxal phosphate binding; lyase activity; glycine binding. The record is from RefSeq and is a predicted model, not a curated record. The coding region runs from base 122 to 2866 and encodes 914 amino acids. Gene Ontology annotation, biological process: glycine decarboxylation via glycine cleavage system. Gene Ontology annotation, cellular component: mitochondrion; glycine cleavage complex. The transcript is spliced from 25 exons. NCBI's taxonomy places the organism in Eukaryota, Metazoa, Chordata, Testudines, Dermochelyidae.
GGCACAUCGGCCCACGGGACAAAGAAAGCGGGAGAAUGCUGCACAGCGUGGGUCUGGCGAGUAUCGAUGAGCUGAUCGAUAAAACCGUCCCUGCCAGCAUCCGCCUGAGAAGGCCUCUGAGAUGGCUGACCAUAUUUGUGAAAAUGAAAUCCUUGAAACUCUACACAAUAUUGCAAGCAAGAACAAAAUCUGGAGGUCCUACAUGGGCAUGGGUUAUUACAACUGCUCAGUACCUCAGGCGAUUGUGCGGAAUUUGUUGGAGAAUGCAGGAUGGGUUACCCAGUAUACCCCUUACCAACCUGAAGUUUCCCAGGGUAGGCUAGAGAGCCUGUUAAAUUACCAGACUAUGGUAUGUGACAUCACAGGAAUGGAUGUGGCCAAUGCAUCUUUACUGGAUGAGGGGACUGCUGCAGCAGAGGCUAUGCAACUAUGUCACAGGCACAACAAAAGGAGAAAGUUCUAUGUUGAUGUCCGAUGCCACCCUCAAAUGAUAGCAGUAGUUCAAACUAGAGCAAAUUACAGUAGUCUCGUCAUUGAGCUGAAAUUUCCCCAUGAGAUGGAUUUCAGUGGUAAAGACAUCAGUGGAGUGCUAUUUCAGUACCCAGAUACCGAGGGGAAGGUGGAAGACUUCACUGAACUAGUUGACAGAGCCCACCAAAAUGGGACUCUUGUCUGCUGUGCUACUGACCUCUUGGCUCUGUGUAUUUUGAGGCCUCCAGGAGAGUUUGGGGUGGAUGUUGCUCUGGGUAACUCCCAGAGGUUUGGGGUACCACUCUGUUAUGGGGGACCACAUGCUGCCUUCUUUGCGGUCAAAGAAAACCUGGUGAGAAUGAUGCCUGGGAGAAUGGUUGGAGUUACAAGAGAUGCAAAUGGAAAAGAAGUAUAUCGGCUUGCAUUGCAAACUCGAGAGCAGCAUAUUAGAAGGGACAAGGCCACCAGCAAUAUCUGUACAGCACAGGCGCUUCUGGCUAACAUGGCUGCCAUGUAUGGAGUCUAUCAUGGUUCAAAUGGAUUAAAGCACAUUGCAAGAAGGGUGCACAAUGCCACUCUAAUCUUAGCUGAAGGUCUUAAGCGAGCAGGUCACACAUUGCAGCAUGACCUGUUCUUUGAUACCUUGAAGAUCCAGUGUGGCUGUGCAGUCAAGGAGGUCUUUGACAGGGCAAGUCAGCAGCAGAUAAACUUUCGGAUUUAUAGUGAUGGCACAAUUGGAGUGUCACUUGAUGAAACUGUAACUGAGAGAGACCUGGAUGACUUGUUGUGGAUUUUUGGGUGUGAAUCUUCAUCUGAAUUGGUUGCUGAGAGUAUGGGAAAAGAAACAAGGGGCAUUCUGAGUACUGCAUUUAAGAGGACUUCCAAAUUCUUGACACAUCAAGUAUUCAACAGCUAUCACUCUGAAACGAAUAUUGUCCGGUAUAUGAAAAGAUUAGAAAACAAAGAUAUUUCCCUUGUUCACAGCAUGAUUCCUUUGGGAUCCUGCACAAUGAAGCUUAAUAGUUCAUCUGAACUUACACCUAUCACAUGGAAAGAAUUUGCUAAUAUCCAUCCCUUUGUGCCUCUAGACCAGGCUCAAGGGUACCAGCAACUUUUCAGGGAGCUCGAGAGGGAUCUGUGUGAGAUCACAGGCUAUGACAAAAUCUCCUUCCAACCAAACAGUGGGGCCCAGGGUGAAUAUGCUGGAUUGACUGCAAUCAAGGCUUACUUAAAUGCAAAAGGAGAACGUCAUAGAAAUGUUUGUCUUAUUCCUAAAUCUGCUCAUGGUACCAACCCAGCAAGUGCCCAAAUGGCAGGGAUGAAGAUUCAGCCAGUCGAGGUGGAUAAAAAUGGAAACAUUGAUAUUGCCCAUCUAAAGGCAAUGGUGGAUAAGCACAAAGAUAACUUGGCAGCUAUCAUGAUCACGUACCCAUCCACCAAUGGUGUGUUUGAAGAGAAUAUCAGUGAUGUGUGUGACCUGAUUCACAAACAUGGAGGCCAGGUUUACCUAGAUGGUGCAAACAUGAAUGCCCAGGUGGGUCUGUGUCGCCCUGGAGACUAUGGAUCUGAUGUCUCUCAUUUAAACCUUCACAAAACCUUUUGCAUUCCCCAUGGAGGAGGAGGACCUGGAAUGGGCCCAAUCGGAGUGAAGAAUCAUCUGGUGCCCUACCUGCCUAGCCAUCCCGUCGUUGCACUACAGCUUCAUAAGGAUGCAUGCCCUUUGGGUACAAUCAGUGCUGCCCCUUGGGGCUCCAGUGCUAUAUUGCCCAUUUCCUGGGCCUAUAUCAAGAUGAUGGGUGGAAAGGGUCUUAAACACGCUUCGGAGAUUGCUAUAUUAAAUGCUAACUACAUGGCAAAAAGACUAGAGAAACACUACAAAGUCCUUUUCAGAGGGGCAAGAGGUUAUGUAGCUCAUGAAUUUAUUUUGGAUGCCAGACCCUUCAAGAAAACAGCAAAUGUAGAAGCUGUGGAUGUUGCAAAGAGGCUUCAGGACUAUGGCUUCCAUGCUCCAACAAUGUCCUGGCCAGUGGCAGGGACCCUUAUGAUUGAACCAACAGAAUCUGAAGACAAGGCAGAGCUGGACAGAUUCUGUGAUGCAAUGAUCAACAUUCGUCAAGAAAUUGCUGAAAUAGAGGCAGGCAGAAUGGACUCCACGGUUAACCCAUUAAAGAUGUCACCACACACUCUGACUUGCAUUACAUCCCCUAACUGGGAUCGUCCUUAUUCCAGAGAAGUAGCAGCUUUCCCACUACCAUUUGUGAAGCCUGAAAGCAAAUUCUGGCCCACAAUUGCUCGAAUCGAUGACAUCUACGGAGAUCAGCAUCUGGUUUGUACCUGCCCACCAAUGGAAGUCUAUGAAUCUCCCUUUUCUGAACAGAAGAGAGCCUCCUCCUAGGUCUUUAUCCCUUUAUUUCCAGGUGGUUGGAUUCACGCCGUACCACUGCAUUUCAGUCCACCAUGAUGGCGUUCUUUUCCCUGCACCCGAUGAGGGGAUUUAUAUACUAUGUAUAUUUUUGUAAUCUCCAUACUGUUAAUUGAAUCACUGCUCAGUUAAAAUAUAAAUACAAUCACUAUAUUGAGUUGAUUCAGUGCCUCAGUAUCUAAAGCAGUUACAGUUGCCUUGUUUCAGCUCCUUUUGUCUUCUGUUCAGUGAUGACGACCUCUUUGUGCAGUAAGGACUUUAACUAUUAACAUAGAAUUUUUCAAGGUUGUAAGGAAAGGUGAAUAAUUUUUAUUCCAGGUAUUUCACAUGACCGUAAUCAUUAAAUAUUAACUGCCACAGUAAUUGUUUACAUUUUGUAUAAGUACAGGCACUAGAUUUUAUUAUUAAUGUACUUAAUCUGUUACCACUGACCGUGGUGGUGUUAAUUGUUUAAUAUUAAACUGUGGUAUUUUUGUGUUUUACCUGUCAAUGCUUGUAUUCUAAUAAAGUCCACUAGAGUUUUAAGAAUGGC